This is a messenger RNA of Chroicocephalus ridibundus (black-headed gull), 4680 nucleotides long. It is a transcript of the gene GPR52, whose product is annotated as G protein-coupled receptor 52. Lineage: Eukaryota; Metazoa; Chordata; Aves; Charadriiformes; Laridae. Bases 1526 to 2611 code for a protein of 361 amino acids. Gene Ontology annotation, cellular component: plasma membrane. The record is from RefSeq and is a predicted model, not a curated record. Gene Ontology annotation, molecular function: G protein-coupled photoreceptor activity. Gene Ontology annotation, biological process: G protein-coupled receptor signaling pathway; phototransduction; cellular response to light stimulus. The transcript has 2 exons.
UGAUGAUGAGGAGGAGGAGCAGCGGGCUCAGGUGCGAGCGACAGUGCGGAGGGGAGGCAGAGGAGCCGCGGCAGCCCCGGCUCGCAGCCCCCGGCAGGCAGCUCGUCGCGGCGGCUGAUAAGGAUGCGCGUAGGUGAGAGAUUGCUCUAUUGCUUUAACGAGGAAUUAGAGAAAGUGGUAAUUUUGUACGGGCUCUGUUGCUUGUAGAUGGAGGGAAUGAAUAGCCGGAAAUAUUCUGGGAUAUUAUAAAAUCAGAAGGACUUUCUGUACAGCGUGGCGAUGCUUGACAGGAAAUUAACUCCAAAAAGAAUGCUUUUUCUCAAACUGCUGCAACAGAAUUGAGAAUUUUUCUUCUCUAGUAUCUGAAAUUCCUCCUGAAGACACAGCAAGGACUAUCAAAAACAUCAGAGAGAUUCUGGUACUUUUAAAGAGACUUAAAGCAAAUGCCAGCAUGAUAUCUGAAUGACCUUGGAGAUCGUUUUAUGUGGAUUCAUUAAUUUUCACUGCCAGUCUUCUGGUCUCAGGAACUCUAGGACUAAAGAUGGUUUUAACAUUUUAGGGGCCUUUCAAAAAACAUGAUUGUAUACGGUUAAUUACCUGCCUAAUGAUUCCUGAACCAAUCAAGCAUUUACUUAAAACUGAACACAGAAGAUGCUGUCUUUUAACGUUUCCUUUCUCCAUAACGGUGAAUAAAAUGAGCACGGUAACGUCCUGCAAUUAGAAGAGCAUUUUUUUUUAAAGCAACUAUUUAUUAUGCUGAUCGUCUGAUAAAUACAGAAACCCUAAAACUACGUAGAAGAUGAAGCUGAAUAACAGAAUAAUGGAGUAGUAAACAAUGGCAGCUUUUCUAGUCAAAUCAGCAUUUCAUUAGCUUCCCAGCAGAAUGCAGAUGGAAGUUUCUGCUCUCGUUGUGUGGGGGUUUGUGAAAUGAUUCAGGUGUUGCUACAGAGGUGAGCAAUAUCAAGGAUAUACCUAUGAACUCCUGUGUACUGAUCCACGGUAGCAGAUAUGGCAGAGUUUCCAAAGAUGAUUAUUUUAAGUUACCAUUGCUGAAAUUAAAUUCAAGAGGAUUUAUUUUGUCUGUGGGGACCUCGAAUUAUGCUUCUGGCAUUAAUAAUUGUAAUGGACAUGUAACUGUUUGAAGGAAUUGUGAAUAUUGACAUAGCUCUCCAAAUUCUAUUCUUAAAUUAUUUUCAUUUUUAAAUGAACAGGCACGAUCUUCCUCAUUGUAUGUGAGAUGUAUGUUUUCUUUCCUGGGAGUCAGAGGACAAAUCUGCCUCGUCCCCCACCUGAGUCCCUCCAAAUAAAAUUCAUUAUUCAUACCCAAACAGUGCUAAGGUGUGCCAGAGGUGAUGCACUGAUGCUGAGGAGGCAUCAACAGCUAUGGGACUGUAAUCCUCUCAAAUGUAAGCACUGGCAGUGUCUACAGAGAGAGACCGUGAGACGCUGAAGCAGAGUUUAGCUGCUGCUGAGCAGGUCAUCUGCUUGCUCAGGCUCAGAGUGCAGUGUUCCCCGGUCACAAAGCAUGAACCAGUCCCGAUGGAUUGAAUGGAGGACUCUGAAUAUGAGCGGUAGUGUUAUGAACAGAUCUGAGCGUCUCUCCUGCCCUCUUGGAUUUGGUCACUACAAUGCAGUUGACAUCUGUAUCCUUGAGACGGUUGUUAUUGUCUUGCUAACGUUUUUAAUUAUUGCGGGUAACUUGACAGUGAUAUUUGUUUUUCACUGUGCUCCACUUCUGCACCAUUACACCACCAGCUAUUUUAUUCAGACCAUGGCCUACGCUGACCUCUUUGUUGGAGUUAGCUGCUUGGUUCCUACUCUCUCGCUGCUCCACUACUCGACAGGUGUCCACGAGUCCUUGACUUGUCAAGUUUUCGGAUAUAUCAUCUCUGUGCUCAAAAGCGUGUCUAUGGCAUGUCUGGCUUGCAUCAGCGUGGAUCGCUAUCUCGCUAUAACCAAGCCUCUCUCCUAUAAUCAACUGGUCACACCUUGUCGCUUGAGAAUCUGCAUCAUUUUGAUCUGGAUAUACUCUUGUCUCAUCUUCUUGCCUUCCUUUUUUGGUUGGGGAAAACCUGGUUACCAUGGAGAUAUUUUUGAAUGGUGUGCUACCUCCUGGCUAACUAAUGCCUAUUUUACUGGCUUUAUCGUGUGCUUACUAUACGCUCCUGCUGCCUUUGUCAUAUGUUUCACCUAUUUCCACAUCUUUAAAAUUUGCCGGCAGCACACCAAAGAGAUAAACGAUCGGAGAGCUCGAUUUCCUAGCCACGAAGUGGAUGCUGCCGGGGAGACCGGGCACAGCCCCGACCGCCGCUAUGCCAUGGUUUUGUUUCGGAUAACCAGUGUGUUCUACGUGCUCUGGCUCCCUUAUAUCAUAUACUUUCUGCUGGAGAGCUCUAGGGUGUUGGAAAACCCGGCGCUUUCCUUCUUAACAACAUGGCUUGCUAUAAGCAAUAGUUUCUGCAACUGUGUGAUAUAUAGCCUCUCCAACAGCGUUUUCAGGCUGGGACUGCGGAGACUGUCAGAGACAAUAUGUUCAUCCUGUAUGUGUCUAAAGGACAGGGAUGUGCGGGACCCUAAACCAAGAAAACGGGCUAAUUCCUGCUCCAUUUAAAGAAAACUGGCGCAUGCAAUCCAAUGUGGAGUUUUGGUGAUGUUUGCUGUAUCUGGAAACUUGCCAGGAGAGAAAUGUUUACUUGACUAGCUUGCUGUGAUUAGUUAGAGUGAGUUCAAAAGUGAUUGUGGAAAAGGCUGCUGUAAGAGGGGUCACUGGACUUGAAUAUAGCUCUUGUGAAAUUGUGAGGAGAGCAAUUUGACACAGACAAAGAAGAAAGUCAGAACUAAAAAAAUCUUCCAAAGGGCAUGAAAUAACUACCACGUCAGAGGAGGUUCCUCAUAAAAUACCUUAGUUAGUUGCUACCUGACAUUCCCCCCCUUGUAGAAAAGUUGUCUUUACUAUCUUUGUGUCAGAAUAUACUGUAGCCUUCUGAAUUUAAAUAUAUUUAAGAGGAAGCAAUCAACAACACAGUAAGUGGCUAUCCGUAAAUUAUAUACCUGAGGACUAUAGUAGGUAUUGCAGAUUAAUAAUCAGCUCUAUCUCUGCUCACAUCGUGUACAAUUGCCAGUUGUACAAACGAUAAAACCUACACUGGGCAUGACGCUUUUGGAUCAAACGGCACAUUUUGGUACAACUGUCGGAGAAGCUCUCCCUCUCAUUUCCCUUUUUUUUUUUUUCUUUUCUUUUCUUCCCCCCCCAUACUGUGCAUCCCUAGAUUCCAUUGUGUCCAAGUGUUUAGUUUGAGGGCACCGACAAGGUAAAGUGAGUUUCAAACCAUUCUUCCUGCAGAAAAGAGGAGCCCUUGCUGGCAGCUGCUGAUGUGCAGUGACUACUUCAGUCUCUCAUUCUCUCGAUCCUGCUAAAUUAGCACACGGUAUCGAUGUAGUGUCCUUUAGGGUGUACUAAAGCUUUUCCUUUACUGGCUACACAGAUAAUCCUAAUGCAAAUAUGAUAAUCGCGCACAGCAGUGUGCAUCACAGCUUAGAAAAUUAAAACUAACUAACCCUUUUCUUUGGGAAGUCUAAAUAGCUUAUUGUUGUAGCUGUCAAUCCGUUCUGUGAACCUGGCUUGCACAUACUGUACUUUUUUUAGAGAAAAUGUAAAUUGUGGUCUGUGCCUAAUGUUUUCAUAGCACAUGGAAUAGGUCAGUGCUACAGGAUUAAAAAAAAUUACACUUGCUUUAAGAGAAAUACUUCUGUGCAGUCGUUGACUAGCUGUUUGUUAGGCAAGUGUUCUUGGAGGGGGUGAACAAGACAGUUUAGUAUUAAAUACAGGCAAAGAGCUUCAGUAUUUCCUUUUGUACUGAACUGAUUUUCAGGUCCACUGAUGAAAUCUUUUUUUAUUUUGCAAGGGCGCACGUUAGGUUUGUGUAAUAAAUUGCCAGGGGUUCAGAUGCAUGCCAAUCAAUACAAUAUUUAAAUUAUUAUUUUGAACCAAAUGUAAUUUUCUUAGAUGGUUAUUGGCUUUUAAAAAAGGCCCAAUUAUUGAUUAUUGGUGCCUUUUAACACUGCACUAUUAUUCCUUCUUUCACCAAAAUGCAUAUGUAAAGAUCGUGCCUAUUCCUUUUUGUAAUGGAAGCUGACCACGCUUGCACACUUGUGGUUUGACUCUAGAUCUCACUUAAUUAUGUGUUCUUUGUUCUUUUGAGGUGGUUCUGAACCCCUGUACGUUUUUUAAACCUGUAAGAAAGUUGAAACAAUGGAAUAAAGUAGUAUUAUGUAUAUCAAAACCAGCCUUGGCUUUAGUUCCCUGAUGUUAUGUUCCGUUCUCUGUGAAAGUUUUUUUUCGGGUUAGGACUCAAGAGUGAACGAUUUAAAAUCCAAACCUCCAAAGCUGCUUCUUUGCCGUCUUAAACGUUUACAUACUGGUUUCUAGUACUGCACAAUCUUUAAAACAGAUUGAAAUAUGACUUGAAACAUUCCUCUAGCUAAGCUGCGCCGUUGCUGGCAAUUAGCCCUGGUAGAUAUUCCAGAAAAAUGAGUAGUAUUCUUUGCACGAGUCUCAGUGCUCCAUGUCCACUGGCACGUGUCUGCUGCCUUCUUUUGAAAAGUUGCUGUUUAUUUGGGAAGGCUCCUUUUGGCUGACUGCUGCUCUGUGAGGUUGUGUAACCCCAUCUCUCCUUGCAA